CCUGGCCUGUGUGUCAGUGAGUCAGUCGGCCGACCUCUGUCCCACGCGCGCAGUCGCCGCGCCGUCGUGCUGUGGCGUGAUGCGCUAAUUGCCCGCCACUCGCGCACCUCCGGCCCCGCAGUCGGUGGUCGGGACUCUCCCGAGAUCUCUCGCGGCUUCCCGCGAACCGUGGAUCACAUCUGGGUGAGGCAGACAGCUUCUUGGGCCAGGACUUGCAUACGAAUCCUACACUGUUUGCUGACUCCAAGUCAAACAGUGCCUCGGUCAUUAGCUCAGUGGACUUGUUCACGCCGCGGGCCUCGGUAUCACAUGCUGAGGCUUCUCGCUUCUCCUCCGUCGACCAGACACCAAGUGCUUUGAACACUGCUCAGGCACUGCAUUCUCAACAGUUUACCCCUUCGAGCACCGGGAUUGUGUCGUACGGUGGCCAUCAGCAGACACGCGGGCUCUCCCCGCGCCCGUCACCUUCACAGACACCAGGAUCCAGGCCCGACGCUUCGUCGUCUCCCCUGGUUGGGGUGCCUUUGGUGUCGUCCCCGCCUUCGUGGCAGCCCUCUCCUGUCGUCGUGUCGAGAGCCUCCCCAGCCCCGCCGGCUUCCUCGCUGUUCACAGGCCAGCCUCUGCAACAGCCGUUCAAGCCUGAGACCACCUCUCACGAUUCACAGUCCAAUUUCUUCCACGGCCAGCCUUUGCUAAGGACUCCGUCCGGCACACCGCCACCUUUCGCUCCCACCCGUGCUCAGAAUCCUCCGCUGUUUCUGUCUGGUCAGUCUUUGCUUCAAGCGCAGUCUUCCACGCCCCCUCCCGGGGCCACCGGCCCGCAGGCCUACCACCCGCAGCAGCCUCAGGCUCCCGACAGACACGGCGGGCAGUUGGUGUUGCAGGGCCCAUCUUCCUGGGGUGCCGCGACUUUGCCCGAGAGCGUUCCUGCCCAGCUAGGAGUUAGCCCGCAGCUCACACCACAGCCACCACCGCCGGCUCUGUUUCACGGCAGCUCGCUGCUGAGGCAGGCAUCGUCCGGCCAGAGCAGUCAGCUAGCUGGACCAGGGUUGCCACCACCAACUGCUCCUCCUGCCAUUCCAGUCGGCCCUUCGCCUAACUCGUACCGUCUUGGCAGCCAGAAGAAGCUGCAUUACGCACAGCCUCCGGGACUGACUCGCUCUGUGGUGCCGGCAUCGUCCCAGAUCCCUCUGUGCGCUCCGUCGCCACCCCAGGAAACCUCGCUACCCCCUGCUGCUGCUCCCUACACACCCAACAAUUCCUCGCUGUUUGGAGCUCCUGCCUUCAGCCCCCGCCCGUCACCUGGGGACAGCGCCAUCAUGGCAGACAGCCCGAGCCCGGUGCCCAUGGUUGACUCGCCGUACCAGUCGCCAGCACACCCCGAGACUGGUUCCGUCCCCAGUUUGCUGCCUCCGUCGUUCACUAGCGUGAGUCCAGGCUUGAGCGGAUUGAUGUACCGACAAGUAUACCAUCACUGGUUCCUGAAGACCGAAGUGGAAGGCAAAGUGUUUUGGAAUCCUUUCUCCAUGAAGGACUCUUUAGCCUUAGAGGAUGCAUUUACUUCAACUGACAUAUCACCAGACACUGUUGUCGCGACGAACGGUGGUCGCUACGACGUUAACAUCCUGCGACGUGAGAGGCUGGCUGUGUACUGGGACGAGCCACCCCACGAAGUGCGGCGUUGCUCAUGGUUCUCCAAGAGCAUGCUGGAAUCACGCUACAUCCCCUAUGAAGAAAACAUAUCGACGCGGUUGGAGGAGGAGUACAAGGUGGCGGUGACGACGAACACGUGGGGGAAACGAGUGGAACUCCCCAACGGCGAGGAAAUAGUGCUUCGCGGGUUCAACGAUAUAGUUCACUACCCCAACUCGAUGAUGCCUGAUGCUUGGGGUGGUCCUCAACCUCCCCAGAGGCCACGCACCGUGAAGCGAGGGGUGGACGAGUUUCACAUCGAAGAAGGAGAGUCUGAUAAAAUUGAUCACCUGCUGUUUGUGGUGCAUGGCAUUGGCUCUGUGUGCGACCUCAAGUUCAGGAAGGUCGAGGAAGUGGUGGAGGAUUUCCGGAGCCUGUCCCAGCAGCUGGUGCAGUCGCACUUCAGCUCGUCGUUCGAGCGGGGCGUGGCCAGCCGCGUGGAGGUGCUGCCCGUGUCGUGGCACUCCACCUUGCACGGCGAGGCGACGGGCAUCGACCGCAAGCUGCGGAACAUCACCCUGCGCAGCAUCCCCAAGCUGCGCCACUUCACCAACGACACCCUGCUCGACAUCCUGUUCUACACCAGCCCCGUCUACUGCCAGACGAUAAUGGACACGGUCGGAAACGAGCUGAACCGCAUUUACGAGAAGUUCCUUGAGAGGAACCCCAGCUACGAGGGAGGGGUGUCGCUGGUGGGCCACAGCCUGGGCUCUGUGAUCCUCUUUGACAUGUUGUGCCACCAGAAGGUGCGACCCGCUGAGCUGAACUCUGACGCACCAGCUGAUGGAGAUGACUCGUGCUCUAUUGGUGCAGAAGUGAUUGGGGACGAGGACGCAGUCAGGAAGGUUCCCCCAGAAGAGCGGAAGUUGUGUCAGCGCAUGAGCUAUGUCAUGGGCAGAGCCGGCACCGGCCAGCCGUACAUCACCUACCCCCAGAUCAAGUUCCAUCCCAGUGCCUUCUUUGCCCUCGGCUCCCCAAUCGCCAUGUUUGUGACCGUGCGAGGGAACGAGAUGUUGGGGGAAGACUUUACCUUGCCCACGUGUCCGGCAUUCUUCAACAUCUUCCACCCCUUCGACCCGGUGGCGUAUCGCGUCGAGGCCCUCAUCAACCCCGAAUCGACCACUCUCAGACCUCUGCUCAUCCCGCAUCACAAAGGACGGAAAAGAAUGCAUUUGGAGCUGAAAGAGACUAUGACUCGCCUUGGCACCGACCUGAAGCAGCGGGUGGUUGAAUCUGUACGCAGCACCUGGAACGCCAUGUAUCAGCUGGCCAUGUUCCAUCGCUCAGAUGAUGCCAUGUUGGAGGAGGAGGUCAAUAAGGUGCUUGAGCAGCAGAUGAGUGAGCACCACGAAGCCGAGAGCUCAAGCUCGACCAACGGAGAUGUAGAGAGUGAUAUGUUUCUCGGACGACUUAAUGGAGGUCGGCGAAUAGACCAUGUGCUACAGGAAGCUCCAUUGGAAAGUUUCAACGAGUAUGUUUUUGCAAUGACCAGCCACGUGUGUUACUGGGAUUCCGAGGAUACAAUGUUGUUAAUACUGAAGGAAUUGUACGGAUCACUUGGAAUCUCAGCUGACUCAAUCACUAGUCAACCAUCUGAGAGGCCUCAAGAAAGUUCACCACAGCCACAGUUUGACGCCUUUUCAACCGGGUUCACGAGCAGUGCUGCCACCACUGGCGGGCUGAGGAUGCCGGGGGAAUCGUACACUUCCCCGCUGCCAUCCGAGAUGUCGUUCGAUUCUGUCGGCAGGCAGCAGGUUCUGGGAAUGGACCCGACUGCUCCGCCGUCGGACAACCAAAACGUCGGUCCUCCACCCAUGUCCGGCUUUGUGAAGAAAACGUGAGGGCGAGCCGUUCUGCAGUAGAAUAGCACUUCCGUUUGCUCACGUUGCAGACUUCAGGCAGCCAAACAUAACUUUAAAUAUGUAACAUGUACUUACAUGGUUUUAUGUAAAAAGGAACUCAGUAUUUUCAUACGAGGGUUGUCGAAGUAAAUGUUUUUGUAUAAUAAUUUUAUAAAUUUUCUAAUUGUUUAUGUUAAUGUAUAUACCUAUAUAUAUAUAUAUUUGUAAAUGUAAAAUAAGUUUUUGUUGUUAACUUGUUGAAUAACGUAAUCAUCACUAAAAUGACAUGGUAGUAUAAGUAUUUUUUUAGGUGUGUAAAUAGACAUUAUUAAAUUGUUGUUUGUGUUACAAAUAUUUAAUCUUGAAAUAGUUUUUCUAAUAAUAGAAUGUUGAAAUUUGUUGCUUGGUUGUGAGUUUUUCCCACUGUUUACCCAAUUUUUGUUAGAAAAACGUCAGUAUUACCCAAACACAGUUGCUCCUUGAAGGAAUUAAGUACUUGGUUUCAAAGUUCACACACAAAUUAUAUUUUUGAGAAUAUAUAGAAGUUAUCUAAUUUUACCAGGAUCCUCUGGUUUAGAGAAAAUAAAAUAUAUAAGACUUUGGCAACCAAAAUAUUGAUUUUUUUUCCUUCUAAACUGAGUGUUGCAUUGAUGCAACAAUUCCUAUUCUGCAUGGUAUUUGCAUAUUUUCUUUGUGAAUUAGGCAGGUUUAGAUGAGUUUCUUAUUCUUUAUUUGUGUCCUUGCUUUCUGAAAUUACUAACAGUCUUUGUGAAUGUAAUAAGUACAGAAAUAAAACAUAUGCAUUUAGUUUCUCAAGUGAUGGUUGUUUUGUAAAACAUUAUCAAUUUGUCAUUAAGGAGAAAUAUAGUCCCUUGAAAAAUUAUGUCUAGAACUAGUGUUAAUGCAAAAAUUUAAAUAUUGGUUUAGUAAAUCUGCCGUUAGCAUUACACAGGGUGUGUUAGCUAAAUAUGUUUUCCAGGAAUUAUAGUAUGUACUUCAUAACUGAUAAUGUAUUUGAAUUGAAUAUAAUACACUGAAAGGUCAUUAACAAAGUACUUCAUUUUUAAUUUCAUCUCACUUUAAAUAAUUCUUUAAUGUACAAUGUGUCUUACCUAGGUCCUAUGUUGGGUUGUAUAUUUGAGGGAAUUUGCAUAUUUUUUGAUGUAAUUUAUUUUUUGUAUUGUUCCACCGAAAAUUAGGUUUCAAAAUGCCAAAUAUAAAAGUUAUCUUUAGAAUUUUUUUUUAUGUGUAACAUCUUAGCUCUAGGUAUACUGCAUUUGAUAGAAGUAAUGGAAUGGAAAUGUGCAACAGUGAUUCAACCAUUUGUUGCAGAUGGCAUGAACCAGAAUUUACAAAGUCAAAGAGAAAAUUUAUAGUAUUAACGGUUUAAUUCCUUUUUUCAAGUUGGGCAGUAUAUUAAUAAAAAUAUUUGUCAAAAUUCCGGUUUAAAGCCAGGGUUUAGUAUUUUUUCAGGUCUUUUUCACUUUUAUUGGAGCCGUUUAUAAUAGUUUAAUAUUUCUGUCUGCUAAUUGAAUGUUUAGAUAGUUGAUGUAAUGAAUGCGCUGCUGUCUGCGUUUGAUGGUGAUAAGCCACAUUUAUGAUUCUGGUAUCGAAUUCUAGCGGUGGGUGCGGAUGUGUGGUUUGCGUCCAUGAAUUUACUUGAAAAUAUAUUUUGCAUAUAUUUAUCACACACUGCAUUGAACUGCGCGAUGCUUUGCUAUGUGGCUUUUCUAAUAUGUUGUAACCUAGAUUGUGGUACAAAUUCAUUCCUGGAAGCUAUUUGUAUAACGUGAAUAUUAAUGAAUAAGUUCUGUAAUUGAUAUAAUGUUGUUUUAAAAUUCGAGCUUCAUGCCUUUUGAUGCCAUAUUAACUAAUACUUUUAAUAUUGGUACAUAGGAAAUGAAAAAUAUUAAUUAUAAAACAAAAACAAGUAAUUUUCAUAGUAAUAGUAAUAAAAUUUUCAUUAAAAAUUAGUUCUGAAUGUGUACAAUCAGUCCAAUCAAUACCCAAUUCUAAUAUUUUAAUAACAAUUUUGCUCCUUAUUAAGUUUAGAUGUUACACAUCACUGACAAGUACUGAUAAUAUUCACUCACUUUUUUUGAUGUUGAUUUUACAAUGUGAUAUUGCAUAUUGAUUAAAACACUGUGGCUUGAAACUGCGGGAGAUAAUACCCAACUGAUUUUUUCGUGUCCACAAAAGAUUUGACUUGAAUGAUUGUGUUGAGUUUGGUUUUUUUGCCUUGUUGAGACACAAAAGUAAAUAAACUAAAAUGAAAGGUUUUGUUACAUUGUGAAAUAAAUAUGUUGUUACCAA
This is a messenger RNA of Bacillus rossius redtenbacheri, 5846 nucleotides long. It is a transcript of the gene PAPLA1, whose product is annotated as SEC23-interacting protein. Bases 1320 to 3533 code for a protein of 737 amino acids. Lineage: Eukaryota; Metazoa; Arthropoda; Insecta; Phasmatodea; Bacillidae. Gene Ontology annotation, cellular component: cytoplasm; COPII-coated ER to Golgi transport vesicle. The transcript has 13 exons. The record is from RefSeq and is a predicted model, not a curated record. Gene Ontology annotation, molecular function: metal ion binding; glycerophospholipase activity.